Messenger RNA from Brassica napus (rape), 1336 nucleotides. Its product is annotated as F-box/kelch-repeat protein At2g44130-like. NCBI's taxonomy places the organism in Eukaryota, Viridiplantae, Streptophyta, Magnoliopsida, Brassicales, Brassicaceae. Bases 1 to 1173 code for a protein of 390 amino acids. The record is from RefSeq and is a predicted model, not a curated record. Gene Ontology annotation, biological process: negative regulation of cytokinin-activated signaling pathway; regulation of phenylpropanoid metabolic process. The transcript has a single exon. Gene Ontology annotation, molecular function: protein binding.
AUGAUUAUGGACAAGUCGAGUAACAGAGCUGAGGAAGUUUCAAAAGAUUUGAUUCCCGGUUUACCCUCGGAGUUAGCUAUGGAGUGUUUGGUCAGAGUUCCGUACCAAUUUCAAUCCGCCAUGAGAUCCGUUUGCCGUUCUUGGCGAAGCUUACUCUCCGACUCUUCAUUCAUCAAAGAGCGGCGGAGAUGCGGCAAAGCAGAGCUUCUCCUCUGCCUCGUUCAACCGCUUUCACCGCCAACACUGCCGGUGGUGGAGGAGGAGAAGAGUGAGAAACGCGUUUCCGGCACGCCCCGGUUUGGUUUGAGCGUUUACAACGCUACGAUGGCCACGUGGAACCGCGUCGCGCUUCCCCAGCAGCAGAUCCCGCUUUUCUGCGAGUGCGUCGCGGUUCAAGACGCAGGGAAGAUUCUGCUCAUCGGCGGGUGGGAUCCGGAGACGCUACAGCCGGUGAAAGACGUUUACGUUCUCGAAGGAAGCGGGAGGAGGUGGAGACGAGGAGCGCCGAUGAAGGAAUCACGUUCCUUCUUCGCCUGCGCUUCCGUGGGUUCUACAAAAGUGUACGUCGCCGGAGGACACGACGAGCAAAAGAACGCCUUAAGAUCAGCUGAGGUGUACGACGUGGAGAAAGACCAGUGGUCAACGAUCGCAUGGAUGGCUGAAGGAAGAGACGAAUGUCAAGGUUUAGCCAUGGGGACGGGGGUAGGAUUCUGCGUUUUAAGCGGUUACGCAACGGAGUCUCAAGGGAGGUUCCGACAGGACGGAGAAGUUUAUGAUCCGAUGACAAAGUCAUGGUCAAGAAUCGAAAACGCAUGGCCGUUUCCGGAUACAAGCCCUAGAGGCCGCACCGUUGUAGACACUAGAGGCUCCUCUAGGUUAUGUCGUUUCAGUACAGACCGUGAGUUACAGAGCCAGCGUCAAUGGGAAAGUAGAGACGGUUCGAGAAAAUGGAAUCUGGAUGUUGAAGUUACACAGCUUCCGACGAGUGGAAGUUCGGUUUACGUCGGAAGCUCUGGAGGUGAGUCGGUGGUAAUGAUCGGCGGAAGAAGAGAGACUAAAGGAUUGUUGAUGAAGACGACAACGGAGAAGAAUGCCGGAAAGUGGAGUCAUGUCAAUGACAUACCUUUUGGUUUCUCCACACUUCCAUUCUCACAUGCUUCAAUCUAUGUCUGAAAGUCUGAUAUAUCAAUUAGCAGCAUAACCUUUGACUCCUCGUAUGAAUAUAUAACUUGGAAGACCAUUUCAAAAGCAUUUUGAAAUGAAAUACAACAUAUACGAGAGGUUAUUACCUUUUUUGGAUCCUAAUGGAGAAUAUAGAAAUCUGGUUGCAGUGUCA